AUGUCAUACACUCAGAAAGAAAUAGUGAGAAGAAUGGGUUUCGGUGCGUUCCUUGAUAUAAAGUUUGAUUCAAUACCUUCUAGAUUGACAUACUACUUGGUGGACAAAUUCACAGCAAGAACAUCGACAAUUAAGACUAAGAAAGGGGGAAUAAAUAUUACAAAGAAAAAGCUUACGUAUGCGGACAAAGAAGUUUCGAAUGGCUAUAAUCUUCGUAGAUCAUGGCCAUUGAUAAAACAUAUUGACUCGGUGGAUUUGGAAAUGUUGGAGGAGCAUGGAUUGCAAAUGGGAAGAUUUGGAACAUUGGAGUUUCGUGGAGAUGAGGAAGUGGAUCUUAUUGAUGUAGAUGAUGAUGAGGAUAAGCUGGUAGAUGUGGAAACAAAUGAAAUGCUAUAUUGUAGGAUCUGUGAUGAUAAGAAAAAAAUUGAAGAAGCAAUUAAGAAGGGGUUAGAAAAUGAUGCAAAUGAUGAGGAGGUAAAAGAGAGGUCACAGAAGGUGCAUCAACUUUUUUAUGCGACGACUAUGGAACCUGGAGAUAAUAGAUCGCCCACAAAUGAAGCGACAAUGAAAACGUCAGUUAAAGUUGUUGUCAAUUCUGAUCAAAGUAAUUUUGUGAAAGGAAGUAGUCCGAUAUGCAAUGUUCAGUCUACCGGAAGGAAUAACGAGAAGACAAAGGUUGUGGAUGUGUGUGACUCACCUUCUGUACUCUUUCUUGAAUAUAAAGGAAAUACAUCGUUGGAUAGUCCAGUUGUUUUGACUCCUGGUUUUUUGAAUAUGUCUGAUGAAAUUGUGGAAAGGAGCAUCACAAAGAAAAAGGAUUUUUGCAAAGAUGACAUACCAUCAUUCAAUUCGAGAAUAACACAAUUGAAUAAGGAAGAUAAAAAUAUGGAUGAUAUGGAAGGAACUAAGGCAGUAAUUAGAUAUACAAAGAAAUAUGUAGCGGAAGAAAAACUAAAGAAAAGAAAUGGAAAAGAUAUUAUGGAAGGUGAAAAGAUCGGGAUUAUGGACGUGGAUGAGGCGGUUAAAGAUGAUGAAAAUGUUGUGGCUCAAAGCAUAAUAACAUGGGGAAAAGAUAAAGGGGAAAUAAUAUGGAAAACUAUUGAAGGUCAUGGAAUGCAUUUGGAAUUUGCACAUACAUUAGCUAUGAGAACAAAAGUGCAUAACAAUGUAAUAGACGCGUUGACUGCUUUCCUUAAUAAAAUUAAGGAACAGAAGUCAGAGGCAUCUUACUCUAGGAUGUACUUCACAUGCGAUACGAUUGUUUUCAUUCCAAUUGUUGUUGAUGAUAGUUACUACCUAGUCUGUUUUUGCUUGAAAACGGUUGCAUUUUAUAUAUUUGAUUACAUUAAGAGGUCGGGGACAAUUGAGUCUGCAUAUGGGAAUAGACCACGUAUCGUGUGUCAAAGGAAAAUAGUUGGUGUUGACUGUGGAAUUUUCCAUAUGCGACACAUGGAAACAUACAUGGGAGAAGCGGCACAUAAAUGGGAUUGCGGUCUAUGUGUUGCUUCUAAAAUACAAGAAAAGAUUUUGGGAUGGUUAAGGUAUAAGUAUCUGUAUAAGUUGAUGAUGUCGGAUUUUAAUGUUAUGAAGCAAACAUUUGUGAAGCAUUAUGCAGUUGUCAAAAAAAUGGACAGGUUUGAAAGGAUGAAGCUGAUUGAAGGUAAGAAGAAAGAAAUCAUAGGUGUGACGCAGUAG
This is a messenger RNA of Lactuca virosa, 1695 nucleotides long. The record is from the annotation of a GenBank genome assembly. Lineage: Eukaryota; Viridiplantae; Streptophyta; Magnoliopsida; Asterales; Asteraceae.